CGGUGGUUUGUUAAUUUCGUCGUUUGACGCUGUUUUACGCGGGACAAAGGUAAAUAGAAGCAUAUGCUCGGAUAAUUUGCCAAAAUAAUUACUUGAAGCCUCCGAGUGACUCAAAUCUUCAACGCAAUCGUCACUAGGACAUCCCUGAUCAUCAAGCUGAAUAAUCAACGAUCAUCAGGAUGUCUCGGUCAACGAGACUGCGGAAACCCCCAGCGAGAUCCGUUGCUGAGGAUCCACCACCAAUUGUCGAAAAAAUGACAUCUCAAUCACGAAAAGGUAAAGCUAUUGUCCAAAAAGACGUGUUAGUGGAAUUACGAUCGCCAGUUUUGCGGGACAGAACGAAUUUAACGGUUGAGUCACCAAAGCCUGUUAUUUCAAAAAAAGGUAUUGGCGAGGUGAGAAUUGAGUCGAAGAUAAUCACCAGGACGAAAUCAAGAACAAAUUCAUCAGCCCCGGAUGACGAGAAAAUCAAGAGGACAAUUUCCAGGGCAAAAUCGUCGACAAAAAUGAAGACGAAUAAAACUCCUGUAGUUCAGGUCAAACAGAAAGAGCCUGAAGUCCCUGAAGAAGUCGAGAAGGCGUCGAAAAUCCCCAGGAUCUCGAGGAUAACACGAAAGACAUCACAAAGUGAGGCCCGGAAGAGAGUAAAUUCUCCCGUAAAAUCCGAUAACCUCAGAACGACGAAAUCACCCCCGAAGACUCGAUCUCAGGGUCGGGAGGAAGUCCCGAGGACUAGAUCCAAAACAUCAUCAGGAACGAAACCGAAAUCUCCCAGAAAAACGGAAAAAAUCGAGAGGAAAUCCAAACGUCUCCUCUUGAAACCCGUGGAGAAGUCCCCACAGGAGUCAGAAAAAAAAUUCUUCAAGAAUAAAAGGAACCUGAUAGGGGCUCACUCUAAGGUUUCCCCUAUGAAACGAGGGCUGAGGGUACCCCGAAGACCACUGAAAAAGAAAACGUUCUCCUCAGGUUAUCAGCCCACUCUGGCUGAGUCCUUUGCAAAAGCAAAAAAGAACCUGCGGCCCAGGAGAACAGGAAAAAAUUACAACGAGGAGACGAUAAUUGAGAAGAAGACAUCAAAACCCGGUGACGAUCCGCCAAAGGCGCCAGUUUACAAAACCCUCAACACUGAAGAGGAAAAAGCAAAAGACAACGAGGAAGUAUACGAGUUCAGUUUUGACUCCAAUGACUCCUGCGAACGCAUUCCCAAGAAGAGAAAGAAAAAAACGGUGCGGAAGGCGCCAGCCAAAAGGGCUAAGAAGACGACCGAGGCCGUCGGGUCCUCCAAAGCUGUGAAAAAAGUUCCUGAAAUUUCUCAGGAACCACCGAGACCUCAAAAUCGAGAACAAAUUUCCAAGAAAAUUAGUGAAAAAAUUCCUGAGGAUAAACCUGCCCCGAAAACUCAUGGUAAAAAUUUAUUAAAUCUUCCUGGACCCUCAGGAGCUUCUUCUCAGCCUGUAAAACCCGGAGGAAAUAAUCAAAAUGUUUUUAAAACCAUCGAGAGACCGCAGGAGGACCCAAUUCCGUCGCCAUUAUCCUCUCGAGGAAAUUCCCCAGUGGGAGAAAUUCCAGAGCCCUUCGAGGUUACUGCGGACAUCCACAACCCCUCGGACAUUCCUCCCUUCUCGACAUCGACCCCGGGACCCUCAGGAAUUCCCAUAUCAACCCCAGGAACUCCUCCCAAUAUACCUAAAAUCCUGUCCGACGUGAAUCUCAAUGGCGAGAGACGAAUCAGUCUGACAUCAACUCCUCUCCACGUGCCCUCACCCUCCACAACGAGCACCUUCACCAAUCGUCCCUCAACUCAGUACAAAACAAUGUUAAAUCACUCAUUGAUCAGGAGAUCUUUCUCGCCGAUCGUCAAAAAUGCAGCAGAGAAAAUGGACUCUAAUUUUGAUCCCAGCAGCCCUUGGAGACCUCUCUCCAUGAACACCUUCUCCAGGGUGAAAAAUGUAUUCCAGAGCACUCCUCAGGGUAAGAGAGUCCUCACGCCUCAUGGAAUUCACUCAUUGGCGACGGAGAACAGGAGAGUGAUGGGGAGAAUCAACAGAAUCGUCGAACACGACGAGAAUUUGGUUGAGGGGUCACCGAAGAAGUCCCCGAGAAAAUUCGGAACUGUUCUGGGGAAUGUAGAGAGCGCCGGGGCUUCAUCCAGGGUCUCUGGGGGGUCUGAGGGGAAGGAGAAUGAGUUGAGCCCUAGGAAGAGCCCCCCGAAAAGGGUGAGAACGCCCUUGGGAAGUCCCAGGAUUAUCCAGAAGGAGCAGACGCUCAAUCAGACUGGAGAGGACAAACUUCUCAAGCAGUCAAAUCUUCAUGGUUUCCUGGGAAUCCCAGAGAUGCCUGUCAGCACGAGUAUCACCACUGCUCAUGGGAUUUUCAAUGAUGGAGAAGGAACCGUCCGUGGAAAAGAGGUCAGACCUGGGGAUUUCAGUUUGGGAAAUGCCUUUGGGUUUGAGGAUACCUGUGCGGGAGAGGAUGUGUCUUCUGGAAUGGAUGAUUCACGAGAAAAUGCUCCUGGAGUGGUGCAGGUGGAGGAGAAAAUUCAGGAAAAAAAUAUUCCUGAGAAAGUUGGAAAAAUCGAAAACAAUCGAGAGAAGAAGAAAAAUGUCGAGGAGGUGCAAAAAAUUCAGAAAAAAAUUGUGGAGAAAGAGAGGACCGACAGGAUGCCAACGAGGGCCGUACCCAAGGUCGUGGAGGAUUUCGAUAAAAUUGAGAGGCAGAAAGGAGAGAGCAGCAGCGGAGAUGUCAGUGAAGAGGAUGAGAGGGUGCCUGGAAAAUUGGAGACCCAUGAAGCCACAAAACAAAACGUCGUGGAGGCUGUGAGCUUCCUGGACACAUUCGAUGCUGAGGAGAAAGAGAUUGACCCUGUGGAUGUGCCAUUAUUCGUCGAUCCUGAGCCUGUACAUUUCAAACAGCCCCCAAGAUUUUCCUAUGGUAAACGUAAAAGAGGUGUUCACUUCAAUACCUCAGACGAAACUGACGACAGUUUUCACUCUGAUGAGGAAGAGAAUCAGCCCAUACGUAAAAAUAAAAAACGCAAGAUGACAAAGGCUGAGAAGGAGCAGCAGAAGAAACUCGACGAGUGGGCAAAAAAUUUAAAUCAAACAUUCGACGAAAUUGAUCACUUCGAUCUCGUUGUGGAGUAAAAAAAAAUGAGAGAACGAGAUAAUGAACUUGAGGGUGAACAUGAGUGAGUGAUUUUGUCGGAGUUUUAAGGUCAGAAUAUUUUUUUUUUUCGAGUGACAGAUACCACUUCCAGGCUGUUGUGGUGCUCGUCACAACUACUUGUACAAAUUCCUCGACUUUUUGCUGACAUAUUCUAAUUUUUUUUUGUUAUGGGAGAGAUAGAUCAGAUUAGGUUAAAAAAGCUUUAUCUAGCCUCGAACUUAUUUUUAUAAUGGCAAUAUUCUUUAGUGUUCUAAGCAUAAGUUUUUGCUGUCAGAUUAUAGUAUUUUUCUUGUAUUAUUGUGCCCUAUAUAACUCCGGUGAUGUUCUUA
Messenger RNA from Fopius arisanus, 3494 nucleotides. Its product is annotated as serine/arginine repetitive matrix protein 1. The coding region runs from base 180 to 3143 and encodes 987 amino acids. The transcript is spliced from 2 exons. The record is from RefSeq and is a predicted model, not a curated record. NCBI's taxonomy places the organism in Eukaryota, Metazoa, Arthropoda, Insecta, Hymenoptera, Braconidae.